AUGGCCCACUGCAGGAAAACUUUGCGCUGUGUGUGCGUGUCCUGGAGGAAAGGCAUGAGAGCAUAUACUCCCAAGGAACCUAAAGUUUUGGAAGUAACCCAACCUGUAAGCUCGGUUAAACUGACAUUCUGGAUGGCUCCAAUCGAGGGCCUCAUGCCGAAGCUAGACCCGGAGGAGAUGAAAUGGAAGAUGUGUGAGGAUAUGAUCUCCAUACGGAACUUUCUCAUCUACGUGGCCCUGCUGCGAGUCACUCCAUUUAUCUUAAAGAAAUUGGACAGCAUGUAA
Molecule: messenger RNA, 285 nt
Organism: Saimiri boliviensis boliviensis (Bolivian squirrel monkey)
Lineage: Eukaryota; Metazoa; Chordata; Mammalia; Primates; Cebidae
Source: RefSeq, a predicted model, not a curated record